ACAUUUGUAUUUCUGCUGCGCAUUUGCCUUUUUUUUGCCUUUGUUCGGAGUGUGAAUUAGAAAACGAUAAUAAACUUUAGAAAAUACGCAAAGCUGUAAAAUAAAUAGCAAAACGCCCUUAACUUAAACGUUUACGCAAUCAAACAGUUGGACGUGCAAAAUAAAAAGCAAGAAUAAUAGCACAGACACCAAAAACAACACGAAACACGGGGCAGAGGAUAAGAAGAAACAACGGACUUGAACAAAUAACAGACAAAAACAAUAACAAAAAACAAAACGAAAUUGCGCAUAUUUUCGUGGGUCGCAGCUGAUUUCACAUAUCAAGAAUAUGCUCGACCUGGAAAUUGUGCCUGAGAUCUCGCUUGGCUGCGAUGCGUGGGAGUUUGUGCUGGGAAUGCACUUCUCCCAAGCGAUUGCCAUCAUACAGUCGCAGGUGGGCAUCAUAAGAGGUGUACAAGUGCUGUACUCGGAUACGAAUCCGUUGGGCGUGGACAUCAUCAUAAAUCUGCCGCAGGAUGGAUUACGUUUGAUCUUUGAUCCAGUUGUUCAGCGUCUGAAAACCAUUGAAGUGUUCAACAUGAAAUUGGUGAAGCUGAAAUAUUGCGGCGUCUAUUUCAAUUCACCCGAAGUGUUGCCCAGCAUCGAACAGAUCGAGCAUUCGUUCGGAGCCACCCAUCCAGGUGUUUAUGAUGCGGCCAAACAGCUCUUUGCAUUGCAUUUUCGCGGACUUAGCUUCUAUUUCCCCGUGGACAGCAAACUGCACUCUGGCUAUGGCCAUGGAUUAGGCUCCCUGGUCUUUCUGAAUGGCGCCUCGCCUGUGGUCUCCAAAAUGGCACUGUAUGCGGGCAGCAAUGUGGCCGAGAAUCGGGCUCCUUCACUGCCAUUGUCCUGCUACCAUAGACAAAUGUAUCUGGAAUCGGCCACCGUGCUGCGGACCUCAUAUGGCCACACAAAGGGCUUGAAGCUGAAACUAUUUACUGAGGGUUCGGGUCGGGCACUAGAGCCACGCCGUCAGUGCUUUACGCGUGAGCUGCUUUUCGGCGAUAGCUGUGAGGAUGUCGCCACCAAUUUGGGUGCGCCCAAUCGCAUCUUCUUCAAGAGUGAGGACAAAAUGAAGAUUCACAGUUCGAGCGUCAAUCGCCAAGUGCAGAGCAAACGCAGCGAUAUAUUCUUCAAUUAUUUCACCCUGGGCAUCGAUGUGCUCUUCGAUGCUCGGACACAGACCUGCAAGAAGUUCAUACUGCACACCAAUUAUCCGGGCCACUUUAAUUUCAAUAUGUACCAUCGCUGUGAAUUCCAGUUUCAGCUGGAGACCGAUCAUCAGUCGAGCGAGAGCGACAACAAGCAUGAUCAUGUCAAUAUAACUGCCUACACCAAAUGGGAUGAGAUUAGUGGGUCGCUGGCAACGUCCGAGCGUCCGGUGGUGUUGCAUCGUGCCAGCUCCACGAAUACAGCGAAUCCCUUUGGCUCGACCUUCUGCUACGGCUAUCAGGAUCUAAUCUUUGAAGUGAUGCCGAACAAUCACAUCGCAUCGGUUACCUUGUACAACACAGCACCGCCGCGGCAGCCAGCGCAUUCCUGGCAGCAGCAUAAAAUGCAGGACAUUCGUUUGACUGUCGCCUAGAAGAUGAACAGAAUGGAUCGCUGGCUGCAUUAUCCUUGCUGUCCUGAUUCGUUUGUAAUUGUGGCUGUCUGUGUGAGCGUGCGUGCGUGCGAGCGUGUUGAUGAUGAAUUUUAACUUUAAGCAACAAAAACAA
Messenger RNA from Drosophila navojoa, 1757 nucleotides. RefSeq names its product PHAF1 protein CG7083. The record is from RefSeq and is a predicted model, not a curated record. Gene Ontology annotation, biological process: Golgi to plasma membrane protein transport. Gene Ontology annotation, cellular component: trans-Golgi network. Lineage: Eukaryota; Metazoa; Arthropoda; Insecta; Diptera; Drosophilidae.